GCACUGCACGCCCAUUAUAAUAAUGAGAAGAUUACGCCGUCACUAUAUCAAAUUAGUAAUUCUUGUUUUAUUUUGCGGUGCCGGUGUCUUGUACUUUACCAGGAGUACGGAAGAUCUGGACAGGCAGAGUCAAAUACAAAUAAUGGAACGUUCUAUACGGUCUAUAAUGAACCAAGUUGAAUGCCGUUUACCUGAGCUACCAAUCGAUAAUCCUGAAUUGAUGAAAUUUUUCCAUUCGGUAGACAAAAUUGACUGUGGGAACCCAAAUGAUGAUUGGGUAAUGUGCGAAAAAUCUAUAUGUUUCGUUAAACCUGAAGCAAUAGCAACAAAUGGUGAGAUAACUUGUACAUUUACGGAUAUAAUACGUAAAAAUGAUUUUAAAGCACGUUACGGAAAAUCGGCAAAAACCAAAGAACCUUAUAUACUACAAGCUUCCGAUUUCGUUAAAGUACUGUGUACAGCUGAAAAUGGUUUAAGUUGGUUUGGUAUGGCUUAUGGUAUGCGAGAUGGGGUUGAAAAUACUUUAAUACACAAACCAGUACCACCACCUGUGAAUAAUAAUGUUAACCCCUUAAAUGUGUUGGAUCCUCCCUCAGAAUUGCCUGCCUACUUUAAUAUUCUAAUGUUUGGUUUUGAUUCCCUCAGUCGUAACUCUUUUAUACGCAAACUACCCAAAACCUAUAAAUAUCUAACGGAAGAACUUAAUGCUGUUGUUCUAAAAGGUUACAAUAUUGUUGGCGAUGGUACACCACAAGCAUUAACACCCAUUUUAACCGGUUACACAGAACUGGAAAUGCCUGAAACCCGAAAACGCAUGAGUAAUGCCCUGCCAGUAGAUCAAGCGUAUCCCAUGAUUUGGAAAGAUUACGAAAAACACGGCUAUGUUACCUCAUUCAAUGAGGAUAUACCUUCGGUGGGUACGUUUACCUAUCGUUUGACGGGUUUCGAAAAACAACCAGUUCAUCAUUAUUUGCGUACUUAUUAUCAAGAGGCUGAAAAUAUUUUAAGUUCCAGUAAGGAACAUUGUAUCAAUCAUGAAGCUACACACUUAACCAUGAUGGAAUAUACCAAGAAUUUUAUGGCAAAAUAUAGCGAUACUCCCCGAUUUGUUUUUAGUUUUCAUGGUGGACUAUCGCACGAUUCUAUAAAUCUAAUUGAAUCAGCUGAUGAAGAUGUUGUGUCCUGGUUGGAAACAUUGAAAGCAAAACAACUAUUAGAUAAUACUAUUUUAAUAUUUAUGUCGGAUCAUGGUAUCAGAUUUACCGAAAUACGCGAAACUUUACAAGGCAAACAGGAGGAACGUUUACCAUUUUUCAGUUUUGCUUUUCCGGAAUCAUUUAAGAAGCGUUUUCCUCAGGAAUAUGCAAAUUUUGUUAAGAAUAGUGAAAGAUUGACGACACCAUUCGAUAUACAUGCAACACUUGUACAUAUUUUAGAACUACAACAUAUUAAACCUACAGCCACUUCCAAUGAGCUAACAUCAUACGAAACAUUGGCGGAAGAAACAACUGUUUUAGAAACCACACCAAAGAUUGAAGUUUCCGAUUUAGCUAGACACCGUGCCAUAUCACUUUUUACGCCCUUACCACAUAAUCGUUCUUGUGCAGAUGCUUAUAUAGAACCACAUUGGUGUACCUGUCUCAAUUGGCAACAGCUUAAUGUAAGCUCGGACAUGGGUAUUCUAUUGAAAGCGGCCGCCAGUAUAUUAAAUGUAAUAAAUAAUGCCACGGAAACAUUUCGUCAAUACUGUGAACCUUUACACUUGAAACGCAUCAAUUGGGCUUUACUACUGAAGCCUCGUCAGGAGCUGUUGUCAUUUAAGCACAAUUUAGACAUGGAUGGCUAUUUAUCCGACUUAACUGGUAGUUCACGUUCAGCUGAAGUUUAUUAUCAACUGCAAAUUUUAGUAUCGCCGGGCGAUUCACUAUUUGAGGCUAGUGUAGCUUACAAUUUAGAUAAACUAACAAUGCACACUAAACUAUCACAAAUAUCUCGUGUUAAUAUUUAUGGUUCACAGGCUAAUUGUAUUUAUGAACGUAAUCCGGAACUGCGUAAAUAUUGCUAUUGUAAAAAAUAGCUAAAAGUUUAAGAUUGAAACACAUAAGCAUGCGAGCAGAAUUCUUGCUCGCUUUAUCUCAAAAUUACCAAAAAAUAUUUUUUUCGUUAUUUUUAAGUUUAAAUUAUAUUAUACUUUAAGUACACAAUUUUCUCGAACUGAAUUCAUUUAUGUAGUUUAGCAAGAUAAAAUUCAGUCAUUUUAGAAGAAAUUUUAAAAGCACCAAACUAGUCUUUAUAUAAAUACAUACAUAUGUACAAUGAAUCCUCUCACCAUAAAACAUGACAUAAAUGCACAAUCUUUAAGAACUAUGUAUUUGGGGAUUUUCAAUGGAUUAUAUUAAGGAAUUAGAGUUUGAUAUUAUUCAGUAAAAAAGCACAAAUUAUAAAAAUAUUUAAAAAUAUCAUUAGCUUAGUAAGCAAUCGUGACAAGUCCUAUUCAGUAAGUUUUAAAAACAUUGUUAUUCGUAUUUUUAAAAGAUCUUUCAAUGGAGUUUUCUUUCUUGAUUUCUUGCUUUUCAAUACCAGCUAUGAUCCCAGCAAAAAUAAAACGAAGUACUUCCAAAAGAAUAACAUUUAUCACCACUUUAAAAGUAGCACUAAAUGAAAUCAUAACUUCUUUACGUCUUUUUCAGUGUUUCCAUGGAGUAAAUUCUACUUUUUUCGUUUCUUUCGAAGUUCUUUUUUUGCUGGGAAUAGUGCCAUUGGAUGCUUAUGAAAUUUGUUGAUUAUCCUUCACUGAAUAGAGCUUGGUUUGUGUACUCAACUAUCGAUACGUAUUAUAAGAAUGCAUGUAGCAAGAUCUUAUUCCAAUUGAAAAUUCCCUAUUUUAUAUCAACAUAUAAAUUAUUUAUAUCUAAUAAAAACCUUAGCAAGCAAA
This is a messenger RNA of Lucilia cuprina (Australian sheep blowfly), 2935 nucleotides long. RefSeq lists its product as uncharacterized. The record is from RefSeq and is a predicted model, not a curated record. The transcript is spliced from 7 exons. Bases 23 to 2077 code for a protein of 684 amino acids. NCBI's taxonomy places the organism in Eukaryota, Metazoa, Arthropoda, Insecta, Diptera, Calliphoridae.